UCCUGUACUCCCUCACUACAUGAGUUCCCCACAGACCUGUUCACCAACAAGGAGCGCACAGAGGGAGCGGUGGCCUUACAUGUCCUAUUUGCAAUGUACAUGUUCUAUGCGCUGGCCCUAGUGUGUGAUGACUACUUUGUUCCGUCUCUGGAGAAGAUAUGCGAGCGUCUUCAUCUGAGUGAGGAUGUGGCAGGUGCAACCUUCAUGGCGGCCGGCAGCUCAGCUCCUGAACUCUUCACCUCUGUCAUCGGUGUGUUUAUCACUAAAGGGGAUGUGGGGGUGGGCACGAUUGUGGGCUCCGCCGUCUUCAAUAUCCUCUGCAUUAUCGGAGUGUGUGGAAUAUUUGCUGGCCAGGCGGUGCAUCUGUCUCGAUGGUCUCUUCUGAGAGACUCCGUGUAUUACACCCUGUCCAUCGCUGCUCUCAUAGUGUUCAUAUAUGAUGAAAAGGUUUCGUGGUGGGAGUCUCUGACACUGGUUCUGAUGUAUUUCGGCUACAUUUUGAUAAUGAAGUUUAACUCAAACAUUGUGCGUUUCCUGGAGAGGCGGAAGAAGAACUCGUCCAGCCUGGGGAAUGGCACAGCCAGUAACGCCGACCUGGAUGACAACUGUGAUGCCACCGCUGUCCUGCUGAAGAAAGCUAACUUACACAGAAAGCAGUCAGUGUUGAUGGUAGAUGAGUUGCUGUCAGCCUACCCCCACCAGCUGUCCUUCUCUGAUGCCGGCAUGAGGAUCAUGAUCACCAGCCACUUCUCCCCUCGCACACGCCUCACCAUGGCCUCACGCAUGCUCAUCACUGAGAGACAGCGUCUGAUUAGCACCCGGCCGUUCACGAACGGAGACUCGGAGGUCACGGUGAAAGUCGGCGGUAGGCGGGGCCUGGAGAAUGGACUGGGCGGGCCCGAAAGGGGCGUCAAUGGUCACCGUGGUCACCAUGGAGAGGACGACAGGGGAGGGGUGGAGUCUGGCAAUGAGACGGAAAACGAGAAUGAAGACAAUGAGAAUAAUGAGAAUGACGAGGAAGAGGAGGAGGAGGAAGAAGGGGAGGGACCUUUCGUGCCCUUUCACGCCCCAGCUGGGUGCUGUAAUAAGAUCAAGUGGCUGUUAGCCUGGCCUCUUUGCCUGCUGUUGUUCUUCACGGUGCCUAACUGUGCCAACCCUCGCUGGGAGAGAUGGUUCAUGGUCUCCUUCGUCAACUCCACCCUCUGGAUUGCUGGCUUUUCCUAUGUCAUGGUCUGGAUGGUGACAGUGAUCGGGUUUACUCUGGGUAUCCCUGAUGUUAUCAUGGGCAUCACCUUCCUGGCAGCUGGCACCAGUGUCCCUGAUUGCAUGGCCAGUCUUAUAGUGGCACGGCAAGGUCUCGGGGACAUGGCUGUGUCUAACUCUAUAGGCAGUAAUGUGUUUGAUAUCCUCAUUGGACUGGGACUACCCUGGGCCCUGCAGACCCUGGCCAUCAACUACGGCUCCUACAUUCAACUGAACAGCAAAGGGCUCAUCUUCUCUGUGGGACUUCUGUUGGGGUCUGUGUUCCUCACGGUCCUGGGGGUACAUCUGAACGGGUGGAAACUGGACCGUCGUCUGGGCCUGCUGUGUCUGUUCAUGUACUCCAUCUUUCUCUGCUUCUCCAUCCUCAUAGAGUACAACAUCUUCACUUUCGUCAACCUGCCCACCUGCAGAGACCGCUGA
Messenger RNA from Salvelinus namaycush (lake trout), 1683 nucleotides. RefSeq names its product solute carrier family 24 member 3 (gene slc24a3). Gene Ontology annotation, molecular function: calcium channel activity; calcium, potassium:sodium antiporter activity. NCBI's taxonomy places the organism in Eukaryota, Metazoa, Chordata, Actinopteri, Salmoniformes, Salmonidae. The record is from RefSeq and is a predicted model, not a curated record. Gene Ontology annotation, biological process: intracellular calcium ion homeostasis; calcium ion transmembrane transport. The annotation marks the transcript as partial. Gene Ontology annotation, cellular component: membrane. The transcript is spliced from 16 exons.